Molecule: messenger RNA, 1277 nt
Organism: Sorghum bicolor (sorghum)
Lineage: Eukaryota; Viridiplantae; Streptophyta; Magnoliopsida; Poales; Poaceae
Product: DNA repair protein XRCC4
Exons: 4
Coding region: 112-963 (283 amino acids)
Biological process (GO): double-strand break repair via nonhomologous end joining; DNA recombination; positive regulation of ligase activity
Cellular component (GO): DNA-dependent protein kinase-DNA ligase 4 complex; nucleus; DNA ligase IV complex
Molecular function (GO): DNA binding
Source: RefSeq, a predicted model, not a curated record
CGUCAUCGGACGGUCCACAGGCCUCCCGUAGCGCCCGCAGCAGUCUCCAACGGCCGAUCCGUGCCCGUCUGCCCGAGUCGCAUCCCCUCGUUGAGCUCGACAGCGACGACCAUGGCGGCGGCCUCUUCCGUGGCGCCGGCGAGGCACAGCUGCGCGAAGCUCUCGGUUCCGGUGGAGGACCCCAAGGCGGUGGCGGCGGGCGCAGGCACCGUCUUCGUCAAAGCCACGUGGCUGCCGUCCCGCUUCUCCCUCGCCGUGACCGAUGGUGCCGGCGCCUGGGUCGCCGACGCCUCCGACCACGAGGUGCGCCUCCGCGCCGAGCAGUGGGACCAGCCCGUCACCGAUUACCUCGCCCUCGCCGAGCGCUACCUCGCCUUCCAACAGCCUGAUUCCACGUACUCCUUCCACGACGCCGGCAAAGGCAACCGCAGGCUCUCAUGGACAUUUGAAAGACAAGGUACCAAGUUGGAAUGGCGAUGGAAGCUGCAGCCUUCACCAAACACACAGCAGACUAUAUCUGAGAUCCUGGAUUUUCUUAUGGAUGCAAAUAUACGCUUGAGUGAAGAGGUUGUUAGGAAAACACAAUCCUUCGACAAGUUGAAACAAGAAGCUGAGAAGUGCUUGCAACAAAGUGAAAGAUUUAACAAUGAAAAAACUGAGUUUGAACAAGCCACCUUUUCAAAGUUUGUGGCUGUGUUAAAUUCGAAGAAGGCCAAGCUCAGACAACUCAGAGAUAAAGUUGUGGAACUUGAAUCUGCUGGCAAGCCUCCCAAGGAGGAGGUUGAGCAGCAGGAGGAGAACUCAACGGACCGGACAGAGCUCUUCGAGGGAGAAAGUGACAAAGAAGCAAGCAUCAAUGAUGAGCCCUCCGAGACAGGCAGUGGCAAUGUUCAUAGUUCUCCUGAGAGAUCGGCAGCUACCUCGAGGGGAAGAGGAAGAGGUCGCAAGAGAGCGAAGAAAUAGACUGAAUGAAGCAAGCUAACUACUAAUAACUGCCUAGACUGACAAUAGCGGGUCCUAAUUGAAAAUCAUUAGUCGAUGUGGUGUGUCUGUCAUGGAAGUAUCGAAAUAGUCUGAUUUCCAAGAGCAUGUGCCUUUCAUGUACCUUGUGAGGUCCAUCUGAAGCUGGCCUUCGUGGUGUAUCAUCCUAAAGUAGUCGGAAAUGUUCUUCACGUGUUUCGGGCAGAGUAAGGUACCAAAACAAUAUUCAACGUUGUACCGGGAACUGAUUGUGAGUGUGCUUUGGUGCAUCAAUGGAGAAUAUUUGCAUUUCAUCA